AUGGCGGAUCUGUUUGUCAUUUUUGACGAGGAGGGCAUCGCCGAUCGCGACCCGGAACGCACAUAUCGCACUUACAGCGAUGCUUUCGCUACGAUGUCAGAGGACAACUUCAAUGCAACCUUCCGCUUGUCUAAGGACGCUGCUAGAGAGGUCUGCGAAGCUGUCAAGGGGGAUCUAGAGCGGCCUCAGCAGUGGCGUCGUACAACCCUCAGCGUCGAGCAGAGAGUUUUAAUGGCGCUACGGUUCUACGCCACUGGGGCAUUCCUCGGCAACAUUGCGAGGGAAGAGAGCUUCGUUUGCAGUAAGCAUGCAAUAUCCGAGGCUCUCCACGCAGUGAGCCUAGCCAUCACAAUGAACCUUGCGCGGAAGUAUCUCCGGUUCCCUUCGACUCCAGAGGAAAAGCUGGAAGUAAAGCGCGGGUUCUACGAGUUGGCUGAGUUUCCUGGGUGCCUAGGUGCAAUUGAUGGUACCCAAGUGGCAAUACAGCAACCGAGCCUUGCUGAUCCACGCUUCGUGGAUGGAAACUACUAUUGCCAUAAGGGAUACCAUUCCAUCAAUGUCUUAGCGGUGAGCAAUUCUCGAGACAGCGCCUACCCCUUGCAACCAUGGCUGAUGACGCCUGUCCGAACACCAACGACACAGGAAGAAGAGGACUACAAUGACGCACACAGUCGAACACGUGUGCGCAUUGAGCACUGUUUCGGCAUGCUGAAGAUGCGGUUCCGGUGCCUUCAGAGGUACCGCACCUUACACUUUGCUCCAGACCGGUCGUGCAAAAUCAUAAACGCUUGUGUGGUGUUGCACAACAUGUGUAUAACGUACAACACACCUCAGCUACCUGAUGCAGGUGACGCAGAAAGUGGGCCUGAUGAUGACAUGACACAAGAGGCACACGUUGCGGGGGCAGACGAUGCAGAGGACAAUGACAGUGCUGUUGCCACAAGCAGUCGUGCAACCCAGUGCGUGUGGAACUUUGUCACCUGUGGCUAUAAAACUGUGCCUUUGAAUUCUGCUCUACAACAGGGGCCUCAAACACCUGAGCAAGCUCUGUGA
Molecule: messenger RNA, 1053 nt
Organism: Ornithodoros turicata
Lineage: Eukaryota; Metazoa; Arthropoda; Arachnida; Ixodida; Argasidae
Product: putative nuclease HARBI1
Exons: 5
Coding region: 1-1053 (350 amino acids)
Source: RefSeq, a predicted model, not a curated record